This is a messenger RNA of Brassica rapa (field mustard), 2583 nucleotides long. Its product is annotated as agamous-like MADS-box protein AGL82. Gene Ontology annotation, biological process: positive regulation of transcription by RNA polymerase II. Lineage: Eukaryota; Viridiplantae; Streptophyta; Magnoliopsida; Brassicales; Brassicaceae. The record is from RefSeq and is a predicted model, not a curated record. Gene Ontology annotation, molecular function: DNA-binding transcription factor activity, RNA polymerase II-specific; cis-regulatory region sequence-specific DNA binding; protein dimerization activity.
GAUCCCAAUCCCAUGCUACUCGCCGUCACCAACUCUGCUUGCCAACUUUAGACUGUUUCGGAGUGUUUUGGUGCAAUAGUAAUUAUGUAAACCUACUAUUAUUUCCGUUUUCAUAUCCAUUUAAAUUAUGUCCACAAUAUGUCACGUUUCAGUCUCGUAUUCAUCAAGUGGCCGCAUAACUCUACUUCGAUUUAUUCGAAUAUAAUGAAGAUGACAAGAUUUUCGGUUAAUUACGAACAUAAAGCUUGAAACUAUAACUUUUACUCCACAAAAAAAAAAUUGAUUACACCCUAGCAACAUCACUAAGGUACGAGACAAAUAAAUGAAAUAGACAUGUAAAAGAAAAGAAAAAUCAUUUUGAGAGGAACGUAUAGUGAAAGUGGACUGCGUUCCGAUUGAAUGCAAAAGAGUUACCGCUGAAAUCUCCACAAGUGUCACAAUAUGGAUCGUUGGUACCAAUCAUACAUCGCUCACUACCGGCCAAUUUGACUCCGGAUAGUACUCAUUCAUGUCGAAAGCAAGAAACAAGUAACAAUUGAAGCAAAAUCGAUGGCCUGGUGGUGAUUAUUAUUUAUGAUAUUUAUUUUGUGGUAUCUAAAUGAAGUGUUUGUAGUUUCUCAUUUUUAGACUCUUUCUUGUUUUUAUCGUAUUUUUAAUUGCUAAAUAUUUCAAUGAAAAACUAGCAAUGAACAUGCUCUUAUGGACUUUAAAUGUUGCUUCUGCUUUUGUGGCCCUUUCUGAUUAUGGCCUUUUCAUAGGUAUUUUGAUUUGCAUAUUGUUACAUAGUUAUAUUAUUCAACGUUUAGAAAAAGAAUUAUGUAAGAAGAUAAUGAAGAUUAUAUUUUUGACAAAACAAUGAUUUGACCAAGGUAAGCAAAAACAGAAAAGGAAAUGGACUUCAGAAAUGGAAACUUUGGGGAAAUCAAUUGAUUCAAUCACAAACGAAUCUUUUUAUCAUGAUCAUGGCAUUGCUAAUUAUAUGGGGUUUCCUUGAUUUAGUGGCUUAAUACGAUCAUUUAGUCAUUAAACUCAACUUCAUCAUUAAUACUUGCUUGGAAAGAAGUAAAAUAUCUGCAUGGUUUCCAUAUUAGAGUAGGAGAUAAUAUUUGAGAGUAUAUUUUCUUGCGUGUGCGAUAUAUAUAAACACAAAAAGAGGAACUCCAUUGUUAAAUCAAGAAAGAAACUUCAGAAACUAAGAGCUAUCAACGUUCCACAAGGUAUUUUUACCUUCUUUACUUUAUAUGAAUAUAUCUGUUAUUUUCCAUUAUUGAUUUCCAUUUCAUUGUAUAUAUAUGUCGUAGUUGGAUUUGGAAUUAUGCACAGACAAGUUUUAUAGGGUUUUGAUUAUAUAUGAUGUUACAUUUUAGGACUAUAAAUCUCAUUGAUCUAGCUCCACCAUUGUCUAUAUUCAAGAAACAUAUAAUUCACUUUGUGUUUGAAGAUGAUGAUAAUGAUAUGAUUAGUUGAUUACGGAGACUAAAGAAACUCCCUUCUAUCUACCCAAAUCUAGUGUUGAUGGGAGUCUUGAUAUAUUACAUGCCUCGUAAUCAAAAUCAAUAUUGCGUAUAGAAACCACAAUGAAAUGUUUAGUUGAAAGUUUUAUAUUUUUGUUUUGUUUACAUACUUUCUCUUUCAGUAUUUGAAUGGGUCGAAAAAUGGUGAAGAUGGCGAGAAUAACAAACGAGAAGACGAGGAUAACCACUUACAGGAAGAGGAAAGAAUGUUUGUUCAAGAAAGCCAAUGAGUUCUCAACACUCUGUGGCGUCAACACGUGUCUCAUCGUGUAUGGCCCGACCAGAGCAGGGGACGAGAGGAUCGACCACCCCGAGUUAUGGCCCAAGGAUGAGAGAAAAGUCAGAGAGAUCAUAACCAAGUACAGAGACACCGCCUCGAGCAGCUGCAUCAAAACCUACUCUGUACAAGAAUGCUUGGAGAAAAGCAAGAUCAAGUUGGAGAAAGAGAAGUAUUGUCCGUGGGACAACAAGCUCGAAAAGUGUUCUUUAAACGAGCUAUAUGCAACUUUCGUGACAGUCUGUAACAAGAUUCAAGAAGCUGCUAAUAGGAAGCAGACAUUUCCCGAUGCUUCUUGGUCUACUCAUCGUGACCAACUUGGUUUGAUAGGUUACAACCAGCCAUGUCUCGAGCAACACCAGUUGUUUCCUAUGUCUUCAAUGGAGCAGAACGGUUUCGCAUUUCUCCCGUUUCUUAACCAAAUGACCUCGACCUCGAACACCGGGGAAGUUGCGUCUUUCUCGAACGUGACAGAACCGGAGAUGACUCAAGCCAUGUUUUACGGAAGCUGUUCGGAUGGUCAGUACGCUCCGAUGGUACAGAAGACAGACUAUAUGGAACCAGUGCAGUGGGGUUUAGGGAACAGUAUGUUCAGCAACGUGAAGCCUUUCGCAGACUAUCCCAUGAGGUUUGGACAAGUUAAUGACUUGGAGAGUUCUGGUAAGACUCCUAUGUGAAACGUUUGUUUCUUUCCUUUGAUUGUUUAUUGAACUUCAAGAGCUUUAAAACUUAAUUAUAUUCUCAAGUUUUUGUUAGUUUGUGGAUUUGUUAUAAUAAAAAUCUCAUUCAGUU